Molecule: messenger RNA, 4044 nt
Organism: Mycetomoellerius zeteki
Lineage: Eukaryota; Metazoa; Arthropoda; Insecta; Hymenoptera; Formicidae
Exons: 2
Coding region: 1-4044 (1347 amino acids)
Biological process (GO): DNA integration
Molecular function (GO): nucleic acid binding; zinc ion binding
Source: RefSeq, a predicted model, not a curated record
AUGAAACUCAGAAGUGGGAUACGGCUCAGUACCCCUCAAGGGAUUCGGCUUAUUACCCCUCAAGGACAGAAAUCGAGUGUGGGAAGUAAGAUUAGUUCGGUUUCGCGUGAAUUAAAUUCGGUGCGGAAAAUCGACGCUAUGGAUCGGGCAUCUUUAGACACCAUGUCAAUCGAUGAGUUGCAAGAGGAAGCACAGAAGUACCAUUUGCCUUUGAGUGAGGAUCCGAAGGUACUUAUAGAUACGAUCAUGUCGUAUCAUGAGGCAGCGAACUCAGGAGCAAGAAGUCGGCAAGCGACUUCCACUGCGCAAAAAGUAAGCGACUCCAGUUCUAAGUCAGCUAAGCCCGCUGUUACCAGGCAAAUUACAACGGACGCGACAUCCUUAGUGAGUGCAAUCUCAGGACCACUGCGGGAUAUGCAGCGGCAAAUCUUGGAAUCUCAGCAACAGCAACAGGAGCUGCUCCAGCAGAUGCUCGCAGUCAUGACGAGUCGGAGCGUAGUAAGGGAAACGGUCGUAGAAGAACGACCGGUGCCGGAGGCACGAUCCCCAGAGAGCCGUGCUUCAUCUGGAGGAACCACGGUUGCAUCAAUGCCGUAUUCGCACUCAAUUAAUUUGCUGGCAUCUCAAAUCCCUGAAUACGGUGGCCAAGAAAAUGAGAACGUCGAGCUCUGGAUUCGACGAAUAGAACAGGUAGCACGAAUGCAUCGAGUUCCCGAUGAUGUAAUCUUGCUAGCGGCAUCUUCAAGGUUAGUGAAAUUAGCCAAGCGGUGGUAUGACCUAGGCUUUGGACCUAUGAUUGAGUCGUGGAACGGCUUUAAGAAAGCAGUCACUAGACGCUUCCAAAGGAAGAUUCUUUACCACGUAGCUUUACAGAAAGUGGAAGCACGUCGGUGGAAUGCUGUGAAAGAGUCUUUCAUGGAAUAUGCCAUGGAGAAGUUAACCCUCAUGCAUAAUUUAAACUUAGCAGAAGAUAGCGCAAUACAUCUUCUCAUAAGCGGCAUUGGAAAUAGAGCGCUUAGAGAGAUCGCUAUUUCUUUGAAUCACGAAACGGUUGAUUCGUUUCUGGAAGCCAUGCGACGGGUAGCCUCCGUGUCAAUGGAAGCCGAUAAGAGACUCCCCGGUGGUUGGAAGGGAGCCAAGGCGAAAGAAGCAACGACGGAGAAGGCGAACCAGUCGUCCAAGACGCCGGACAAGGACGAGAUUACCUGCCAUUACUGCAAGAAGACAGGACACGUCAGAGCGAAUUGCUACAAGCUGCAGCGGAAGGAGCAAGCGCAGUCGUCAUCAGUCAAGGCAUCAUCUACAGGGAAUCUGCCGUCAACGACCCCCGUAGCAGCCGUAGAGGUAACGGAGGAAGACACCACGAUUGCCCUUGUACAACCUGAAACCGGUAGGAACAUUCAAAUCGAAAGUUUGUCAGUAGAGGUUAACGCCAUAAACAAUAGCAAAUGUCAUUUGAAGGCAUUGAUAGACACGGGUAGCCCGGUCUCCUUUGUGAAAUCAUUUGUAUACGAUAGUUUUUUCGCGCCAGACGAAAGGUCACUUGAGAAACCGCGUUGUACUUACCGAGCGUUAAAUAAUGUCCCGGUAGAAAUCCGAGGAACGUUGAAAACGGAUAUCUGUCUCGAGCAAUUACCGUCACAAGUAUUCGAAAUAAAUUUACAUGUUUUACGAGAGGAUACUCUCGUCACUGAUUUUAUUAUUGGACGCGAUUUUCUAAACGCGCACAAGAUUACCGCGACGUAUAGCCCGCCAGAAAACGAUCAAAGCGCGCGAGAAUUUCCGGUGGCGUUGCUAAGGUUAUUAGCGGUAGUAGAGGAGGACACUCCCGAGGGAGCCCCUCUCGACAUUGAAACAGAUUUCGGCAUAGAAACCACCAAUAAGGUGCAAGAAUUGUUAGUGGAGGUCGAGAAAACCCCCGUAAAUGUAAUCGACGAUAAUUACUCUGUAAAAGUGUGUCUCAAGGACCACACACAUUUUACGUAUGCACCGCGACGUUUUGCAUAUAGCGAAAGACUAGAAAUAAGGAAAAUAAUUCAGGAUCUUCUGGACCGCGGUAUAAUUCGGAAAAGUACGUCUCCGUACUGUGCACGCGUAGUACCUGUACGGAAGAAGGACGGUCGGAUGCGUCUAUGCGUGGACCUACGACCCCUUAACGAAAGAGUAUUGAAACAGCAUUUUCCUUUUCCUGUGAUUGAGGAUUGCAUUGCGCUGUUAGGAGAUAAAAAGGUAUUUUCCUUGCUCGAUCUUCGGAAUGGUUUCCACCAAAUACAGGUGGACGAAGAUCACGCAAAGUAUUUCUCAUUUGGAACCCCGGAUGGGCAAUAUGAAUAUGUUCGUUUACCCUUUGGAUUUUGUGAAUCACCUGCCGAGUUUCAAAAACGUAUAGUAAAUAUUUUACAGUCUUUCAUUGACGAAGACAAAGUUAUCGUAUAUAUAGACGAUAUAAUGAUAGCGUCGAAAUCAAUUGACGAAAAUUUAAGUACACUAAAAGAAGUUCUGCUUACUUUGAAAAGUUAUAAUUUUGAAUUGAAUUUAGCUAAAUGCAAAUUCCUCAAGCGCAAAAUCGAAUAUUUGGGGUACAUUGUGUCGCAUAAUAGUAUUUCGAUUGGCGCGCGCCACGUAAAGGCCAUAGAAGAGUUUCCCCGGCCACGAAAUGUAAAAGAAGUCCAACGGUUUUUGGGAUUAAUGAACUUUUUCCGAAAAUUCAUUAAGGAUUUUGCCGUCAAGUCAAAACCGCUCCGCAAUCUCACGAGAAAAGCAGUAGUUUUCAAUUUUGAUAGCGAUUGCGCAGAAGCUUUCGAAAAAAUGAAAAAAGAAUUGACCUCACGACCAAUUUUAAGCAUCUAUAAUCCGCACGCCGAGACCCAACUCCAUACGGACGCAAGUCGGAAUGGACUCGGUGCGAUUUUAUUUCAGAAACAGGCUUCAGGGGAAAUGAAACCGAUAGCAUAUUUCAGUCAAGCCUUAAAUCAGGCGGAGAGAAACUAUCAUAGCUUCGAAUUGGAAAUGCUCGCGAUCGUACGGUCAAUAGAAAGAUUUCACAUUUAUCUUCACGGUAUUCUCUUUACGGUUAUCACAGAUUGUAACGCGCUAGUGCACGCGGUAAAUAAGGUAAGUUUAAACCCAAGAAUCGCUCGAUGGACUCUAUCGUUACAGAACUAUAAUUUUAAACUGACACAUCGAGCCGGCGAUAAAAUGGUUCAUGUAGACGCUUUAAGUCGCGCAAUAAACUACAUAGGCUCGCUAUCUCUCGAACGAGAAUUAGAAAUUAAGCAAUUGUGCGACCCUGUAUUCAAGGUCAUAGCGCACGAUCUUGAAUACAAGGAAGAUAAAAAGUUUAAAUUAAUUGAUGGGUUAGUUUAUCGGAAAGAUAAUGACCGGUCACGUUUCGCAGUACCCGAAUCAAUGGUUACCAAUAUAAUAAGAGUAUAUCAUGACGAAUCAGCUCAUUGUGGAAUCGAGAAAACCCUUCAAGGGGUAUCGGGUACCUAUUGGUUUCCAUCGAUGAGGAGAAGAAUUGUCGAUCACAUUGACAAUUGCAUUACAUGCGUCAUAGUGAAUUCGUCGUCGCACGCACGCGAAGGCGAGAUGCAAGCAGUCCCGACAAUCAAUGAGUCAUUUAAGGUCUUACAUUUAGAUCAUUUCGGCCCACUUCAGCAAACUAAAGAAGGCUUCAAGUUCAUUCUGGUGAUCGUAGACGCAUUUACGCGCUUUACGUGGCUUUUCCCCACGAAAUCUACGAGCACAAAAGAAAUAGUUACGAGCCUCAAGUUCUUAUUUACUAGCUUUGGACCAAGCAAAGAAGUUGUGACAGAUAGAGGAACUGCUUUCACCUCGAACGAAUUUCGCGAUUUCACUAAGAAAAGUAUUCGUUCUGAGGCAGUACAAAAACGUUUAUUUCUUGAGGAUGACAACCUAACCUUGGAUAUGGCUGUCAAGAUUGCUACUAGUCAAAAAGCAGCCGAUAGUAGUACCCAGUUAAUACGGCACAAUAGUAGUCUUACUGUCGUUACAGAUCAGACUAACAAGAUUAAAUCAUGA